AAGUUAAAUGUCUCUUUAUGUCAGUAUACUGUAACUUUUAAUCAGUUUUAAUCUGAUAUUUUCUCAAAGCACACAAUGCUCCUCUUAUUCCUUGGUGUAAACUAUUUUGAUUCCAUAUUAGUUAUACUUAUAACGAUUGAAAGUACAACUUUAUGAUUGUACCUGUAUCUCUUUUUCCUCCAGACAUCAUAGUGAUCAAGACCGACUGCCACCCAGGGUUAUCGUUACACCAGCCAGACGAGGUCAUUUGGCAGAUAGGGGGUCAGUCAGCCUCUCUCCCCUGUAACAUCGCUUAUGAUACCAAUAUGGAAAUUGACUUAAUCUGGUUCGUCUUCAAGGAGGACGCUCACCACUCGGUCGAUCUGAUGACCCAGCAACACAAAUACAGCCUGGAGAGAAACGCCCUGAAUAUCAACUCACUCCAGGCCAAUGACAGCGGGGUGUACCACUGUGCUGCCUUGUUUAAAAACGUGGUAUGCAGCGGGGCACAUGAGAUAGGACAGGGCACCACGCUGGUGGUGAGAGAGAGGGGCAUGCAGAUGGCCUGGCAUGUUUUGCUGUGGCUGCUGUUUGUCCUGUUGGGCCUGUACAGUCUGGCGGUACUGAUUCUGAUCAUUUGUAAGAAGACUGGGAAAGACAUUGCCGUUUGCAGAGGCACACAGAAGAGUGACAUCCAGAAGAAUACAGUUCGAGCACAGUUUGGUGCUGUUGUGCAAGAGCUGUACGGCAAGAGGAACUUACAAAGUAACAAGAAGAACCCCAACCACAGUGGCCCUGCUCAAAACAAGGUUGAAAGCCCCCACUCCAACCAUCCAGAGGACAUUUACCAAAACCAGUGACUCAACAAAAAGGAGAACAGCUAUUGACAGCUACUUCCCUACACAUCUUCAGGCGGGAGAGACUAUAAGGACACUGCUGACCUGCAAAACGACUAACCAAAAUCUAAAACUGACCCUUACCUUAACCAAACCCUUAACCCUGACCUAAAUUUAACAAAUUCGGAAUAUCGGUUUGCAGGUUAGGAGUGUCCGUAUAGCCUUUUCCUCUUCAGGCAGCUUAAAAUGGAAAACAUGCUAUAUGGAGAGAGUAACAAGACAAAAAUAAUCCCAAUUUGAUUAACUUUAAAUGAAUCAGAAAGAAAAACGGAAAUCCCUGUACUGAAUCUGAAGUCCGCCUAUUUGAAUAUCAGAUUUUUUUGGUUCAUGUUUCAGUUUAAAAAGUCAACGUAAAUAACAUGUGCAAGUUAUUUGAAUGAAGGCUUAUUGUUUUUAAUUAAAAUGGAAACAGUGUAAAAAGACUUGUAGAAAACAUUCCCCAACAAAUUAAUGCAAAUAAUUUGAAUGAAAAGUAAUAGCAUAUUUGAUUGGUAUUAACUAUUUAGACAAAGGCACAACAUCACAAUGGUUCAGGUCCCAUGAUACCAGUAUGUAGUAUACACAAUGUAUACACUAUGUCAAAGAAAAUAUCUGUUUUACAUUCAAUUUGUUUGGAGAACAAAGUCUGCAAACUAAUAACCUAUUUGAAAGUAAUCUGAUGCUACAAUAUAUCCCUCAAUAAACUUGGUUAAGUCA
Coregonus clupeaformis (lake whitefish) is the source of this 1571-nucleotide messenger RNA. Its product is annotated as immunoglobulin superfamily member 6. The transcript is spliced from 5 exons. The record is from RefSeq and is a predicted model, not a curated record. Bases 153 to 839 code for a protein of 228 amino acids. Lineage: Eukaryota; Metazoa; Chordata; Actinopteri; Salmoniformes; Salmonidae.